Messenger RNA from Lolium perenne, 684 nucleotides. The record is from RefSeq and is a predicted model, not a curated record. NCBI's taxonomy places the organism in Eukaryota, Viridiplantae, Streptophyta, Magnoliopsida, Poales, Poaceae.
AUGACCACGGAUUCUCUCUCGGCUGCCCAUCCUCGAGUGGACGCUAGCGACGUGCUCGACAAAAUGACCGAGAGUCAAGCAAGUGCCACCGAGAUUGGGGCGGCAGAAUUCAUGUCUCGGUUGGAUUCUUCACACACCCAAGGCCUCGAUGAGCUCAACUUCAGCGUUAGUGAUAGCUAUGCCGCGGAGGAUGAAGAAGCCGAAGAAGAGGUGACCGAGGUGGCGGCGACAAAAGAGAAUGGCAAGAAGCCGAAGAAGAGAUCCACCAACUAUAGUGAAGAAGAAGACGUUGCAUUGUGCCAUGCUUGGAUGAACAUUUCGCAUGAUGCAUCAGUUGGCACCAAUCAAUGCAAGGAAAAGUUUUGGCAAAGAAUUGAAGAGCACUACCGCAGUGUUGUCAAGAUACCGUCCUACCGCACCCAAGGCUCUCUUAGUCAUCGUUGGGACGCAAUACUUGAGUGUUGCAAUCGGUGGACCGGCACCAUUGAGACGGUGAACAAUUCACCACCAAGUGGUGUGCUAAUCACCCAAUAUAUGUCAUUGCAACAGGAAGUGUACAAGCAUCGCAACAAGAAGGGUGGCCACAAAGCUUUUACAUUAUUUCAUUACUACAAGGAACUAGAGGGCAAUAAGAAGUGGCUAAGAAGAAACUAUGAGACUACACCCAAGUGGCAAAGCUCUUGA